Messenger RNA from Soboliphyme baturini, 1332 nucleotides. NCBI's taxonomy places the organism in Eukaryota, Metazoa, Nematoda, Enoplea, Dioctophymatida, Soboliphymatidae. The record is from the annotation of a GenBank genome assembly.
AUGACCAUUGAUCGCAAGUCAGUUGCAACACCGGGUGACCAUCGGUGGACCUGUUUAACGAAUGGACCGCGUUUCAGCGCGUCUGUGGAUCGAUUUGCUUUAGCGUACACAGUCUUUGAACCGUUGCUUCUAGGAGUAAAAAUAUUGACUGUGCUGAGCUGGCUGUUUCCAGGCAAGACGGUCAUCGGUUGCCAAGGAUUCGCCAUGAAAGAAAUGGCGUUUGACAGCAUCGACGAGUUGUGCUAUCCUUACGUGUGCAGUUGUCUGCUGGUAGACGACAUCGACAGCGACGGUGUGCUGGAAACAAUCGCCGGUAGCCGGUGUGGUCAUCUAAGCAUUUUCCGUUGUCGUCAGAGCAAGGCAUGGACUUCGCAGGCGGAUCUUGGCUACGUGAGUGCGCUGGCCGCCGGGAAUCUCUUCAACGAUGACCGUCGUUUGCUGGUAUGCAUUAGCGCUGACGGUGCGUGCAACGUGUUCAGGGUUGGAAGUCAGCUGAAUGAUACACUUGAGUUGCUGCUGUGCCAGCCGCUGCAGGCCAACAUCCAAGUGGCCUGCAUCGCGGACUUUGACGGCGACUCACAGAACGAGCUGAUGGUCGGCCUGACCGACCGCGUCGUCCGCACCUACCGCUUUUCGUUCGACGACAAGACGAACGUCGGUAAGUUACUGGCGAUCUGUAAAUGGGAGGUGUCAGAACACAUCACCUGCUAUUCGUGCUGCUUCUCGACCGACCUUGAUGAUCACGGGCCCGGCGCCAUCGUCUGUCUGUCACAGCCUGAAGACAAGUACAUCGUACUGAAGCCGAGGCUCGAGUCGUACCUGACUUCUGAUGAUCACUCGUCCGGUCCGAACAGCGUCAAGUACAGUGGCGAGAAGUCGGCCGCCAAACGAGGAGGAGGAGGCUCGGCGGAUGCCGUCAACUCGUUUUCGCACCUGACCGUCUGCUCACGGGCGUUCAACAUCACGCUGUACCAGGUCGAGCCGCAGUUCGUGUCGUUCAUGGGCAAGAACGUCGAGGUUCACCUGCCUGCGCCGGCCUGUUUCCUCUGUUGCCUGCACCUAGUGUUUAAGGGCACCGUAGAACCUAUCCUUGUGUCCUGUAGCCGAUCAGGCGUCGCGUUUUUUACCCACGUAAAGAACUGUGCCUGCUAUACAUUACUGAAGGCCGACACAUUUAACGUGAUCAUGUGCUGCCACUGCAACGUCGGCAGGGUGACGGUCGAUGACAACGAAGACUCAGCUAGUUGUGUCCUGGCGAUUUCAAGCGUUCGACAGAAAUUGUUCUGCUAUACUGUCCGCUGUAAAAAGAUAGAGCAGUUUUUACUGCUUUAA